AUGCUUGCUCUCGUCGCUUCUCCUCCGCUCAUUUCCGCCGCUUCUCUAUCUAAACCUCUCCGUUCUAUCUCUAAAGGCGCACUCCCUCUAUCCAGAGCCAAACCCAUUUGCCCUUUCCCUCAAACCUCUCGACCCAUCUCCGUCUACAAACCCCCGAUGAACAACCUCUUCAACAGGCUCGGCUUCGGGUCUCGACCCCAACAAGACCCUUCUUCCGCCGCAAUCGCCCAAGGACCCGACGAUGAUGUUCCGUCUCCAGGUCAGCAGUUCGCCCAAUUCGGCGCCGGUUGCUUCUGGGGAGUGGAGCUGGCUUACCAGAGGGUCCCUGGCGUUACCAAGACCGAGGUCGGGUAUAGCCAUGGGCUCAUCCACAAUCCCACUUACGAGGAUGUCUGUACGGGCACCACGGGACACAACGAGGUCGUUCGGGUUCAGUACGACCCGAAAGAAUGCAGCUUCGAGACUUUGCUCGAUGUCUUCUGGGAUCGCCAUGAUCCCACCACCCUGAAUCGCCAGGGGAAUGAUGUGGGAACGCAGUAUCGAUCAGGUAUAUACUACUACACAGAAGAGCAAGAGCGAUUAGCUCGUGAAGCGGUGGAGAAACAGCAGAAGAUCUUGAACAAGAAGAUUGUGACAGAGAUACUUCCUGCCAAGAAAUUCUACAGAGCAGAAAAUUACCACCAGCAAUACCUGGCAAAAGGCGGUCGUAUGGGUCUUAGACAAUCUGCUGAGAAAGGUUGCAAAGAUCCUAUCCGAUGCUAUGGCUAA
This is a messenger RNA of Arabis nemorensis, 768 nucleotides long. NCBI's taxonomy places the organism in Eukaryota, Viridiplantae, Streptophyta, Magnoliopsida, Brassicales, Brassicaceae. The record is from the annotation of a GenBank genome assembly.